AUGCCCUGGCUUCCUCGUUUGGUGGCCUCCGUUGCGCAGUGUGGCCGCAACAUCCCACCUCAUUCACUUGAGGUCAGCGAGGACUCGUUCAUGGUCGUCCUGCCAAGCCCAAACCAGGAUGAGCUCGACAAGAUCGCCUGCGAUCCCGUUGACCAGCCUAUUCCUGGCUUUCCCGAGGCCGCAAAUGCUUCGAGAAGGUUUCGUGAAGGUAUGCAUGUCGACCUCGAGGCAACCGUCAGACGGCCCGCUGGAUCCCCGCUUACACCCUCUGUUCUCUCACCCGCAACGCGCCUGGCUUUCGACUCAUCGUGGAUGCAAGCGGAUUCUCGGCGACGCGACUGGCAUGUCGUAUUCUGUGGUAGGCAGAUUGGUGUCUUCGGUAGCGAGUGA
Messenger RNA from Peniophora sp. CBMAI 1063, 390 nucleotides. The record is from the annotation of a GenBank genome assembly. Lineage: Eukaryota; Fungi; Basidiomycota; Agaricomycetes; Russulales; Peniophoraceae.